AUCAUAUGCAAUAAAAUAAAGAAACUAGAAGAAGAUGGACUAAAAACUUAACCUGUAAGAAAAGCCGAAGCGCUUUGUUUGCAUAGUAAGGAAAGAUACGCGUUUUGUCUUCUCGCUUUCUCAGUGCUACCCUUCGUUUUAUUUCACCGACCCUAAAUUCGCGCCUAUUUCCAUGACAUCAUUUUUUCCUUUCGUAUAAAAACCCAAUCCAACCUCAUCAAUUACUCAUUCCCAAAUUUUUAAAUCCCCCUUUGAAACCUAAACCUAAACCACAAACACCACCUCUCAACAAAACGAACAUGGCCGCCGAACCUCAAUCCGAACCACAACAACAAAUGGCUGAGGAAGAAACUAACCAAGAGCAAGAACUCAAGUACCUUGAAUUCGUGCAAUUCGCAACAAUUCAAGCUGUGAUGCGUUGCGCGAUUCUCUAUUCCUACGCUAAAGAACGUUCGGGUCCACUCAAACCCGGCGUCGACACCGUCGAAGAAGCUGUUAAGACCGUCGUCGGUCCAGUCUACGAAAAAUUCCACCAAGUCCCAGUCGAGCUUCUCAAAUACGUCGAUCGCAAAGUCGACGAAUCCGUUUCCGAGAUAGAUCGCCACGUUCCUACUAACGUCAAGAAGGUUUCAACUCAAGCUCGCACUGUCGUUUCUGAAGUCCGUCGUACCGGCGUCGUUGAAUCCGCAUCCGAACUGGCCAAAACCGUUUACUCGAAAUAUGAACCGAAAGCGGAGCAGUGCGCCGUUUCGGCAUGGAAGAGGUUGAAUCAGCUUCCUCUGUUCCCUCAUGUGGCUAACGCGGUUUUGCCUAAAGCUGCUUAUUGUAGUGAGAAGUAUAAUGAAGUUGUUGUUUCAAGUGCGGAGAAAGGUUAUAAGGUUUCUGCUUAUCUUCCAUUGGUUCCUACUGAGAAGAUUGCUAAGGUCUUCACUGAUUAAUCGAUGAAGAUUUCUCUAUCGGUGGUGUCAGAUUGUUCGUUCUUUUUAUGUUUGUUUGUUUAGUCUUUCUUUUUAAUUUUUCAAUAAUUGCAAAGAAAAACUGUGUUUAGUUUGUUUCUGGUGUGGAUAUGAUGUGUAUGGGAAUCAUGUUCUAUAACAAUAUACUUUGAUCUUUUAUUAUGUGCUUGCAUGCUUCUAUUAUAACCGUAAUUUAGUUUUUGGUUA
Cicer arietinum (chickpea) is the source of this 1163-nucleotide messenger RNA. Its product is annotated as stress-related protein. The record is from RefSeq and is a predicted model, not a curated record. NCBI's taxonomy places the organism in Eukaryota, Viridiplantae, Streptophyta, Magnoliopsida, Fabales, Fabaceae.